Messenger RNA from Topomyia yanbarensis, 6816 nucleotides. RefSeq lists its product as uncharacterized. The transcript has 10 exons. Gene Ontology annotation, molecular function: actin binding. The record is from RefSeq and is a predicted model, not a curated record. Lineage: Eukaryota; Metazoa; Arthropoda; Insecta; Diptera; Culicidae. Bases 1872 to 6518 code for a protein of 1548 amino acids.
AUUCAGUUUCGUGCUAACCGCCGUGGAGUUUAUUGCGUGAUUUUCGAGUGGAUUGAAUCUGCGCGUUUUGUUUUGAAGGCAUAGGUAUUUUUUUGAAGUUUCACUUGUUGGAGACAAUCUAGUGCUUGGACGACGAGUGUUGAUUGUGUGUUGUGAUUUUAGUGGCAAUUUUUUUCGACUGAUUUUCAUUUCACUUGCUGUGUUUCGUUCCGGUUUGCUGGAAAAUUUCCUCGUGAGAAAGUUUUGCUUGUGAAUAAUAGUGCGAAUUUACUUACAAAGGAAGAUUUUGUGUUAUCGAUCGUGAAACAUACUUUUGAGGCGCCCGGGACCGUGUUUAUACAGAUUCAAACAACUGUGACCACUUUUCCCCGUUUUUUUUUGCUUGCAUCCAAAUAUUCAAUUUAAAACAGAGCAAAAGUGAGUGUGCAAACCGCUGGUUGCGAAACGGCUAACGUGUGAACGAAAAAAAAAAUCACGAACGCAUAAGUGCGUCGAACAACAACAACAACAGAAACCGAUCGAAGCAAAGAAGAAAAGGGAUCACUUGCGAGUGACAGUAAAGUGGUGACGGCAGCGAUCGCGGUGGUGUACUGCACAAGUGUCGGAAAUAUAACCAUAAUAGCAUUAAAGUUAAACUGAAAUUACCGACCAAUAAUUUCUUGUGGUGGUCAUUCGCGCAAUUGUCGGUGCCUGCGUGUGCGUGCGUGCCUUGUGUUUUUAUUUUGUUUUCGCCUGCACUAUCCAAACUCUGCUGCAAUCCGAGAGAGCAAAAUUGAAGCAAGAAAAAUCAGUGUUCAAUAAAACGAAAAGACAGUGCGAAACGAGGGGAACGAAAGAGCGGUCGGCGGAUAAGCAUUUACGCAAAAGCCCAAGGUGGGUUCCUGGUCCAGGGCGAACGAGUUGUCCCAAAACGGUUAGCCGAAAGAUAGUAGUUGUAUUAAUAAAUACAGAAAAUAAGAUUCGAAACACUCCAGCGGCGCUGAGGUGAAGAAACUCGUGAAAUCGCCGUAGCCAAGAGUGCGGAUUUUUUUUUCGGGCGGUGUUUUGUGCUGUUGCUGUUAAUAUUAUUAUUAUUAUUAUUGCUGGUGAAUGUUGAAAUUUGUGGCUGGUUGUUAUUUUUGACAGCGUGAUUUUUUCCUUCUCUCUCCAUUUCUUGGUCGCCGAGAACGUGUUUUGUGUCGUGGCAUUUCUUUGUGCCAGUACGGGGACGUGUUAAUUUUGCAGUCUGUUUGAGGUGAAUGCUGUCGGCGCGCUGCUGGAACACAGUGCUUACCCUACCCAUCGCAACGUGCAGUUCGUUUUGUUUUAACGACGCUAGAAUAGCCAGCAGAAACGCACCCAGUCCAACCGCAACCGCGCCCGCCCAUCGCAUCGGAGCAGCACUUUGGUCAUCAGUUCUUUCGCCAAUCCUGCUGGGAGGACUCAAAUCAAUCACCCAUUCUCACCGAACGACAGAAACCGCACCACGCCCGGAACGUACUAUCACGAGUACAAUCUGUCGUUAAUCAACUGACCAAUCAUUUUAGGCUACUAGGUGCCUACUGCCGCCCGAAGUCGCACUGAGCUCAAUUCCGGCUGGCCGGAAUACGCCUCGCGUUUAUCCGUGUCGCCAUCAUUGGCAGAGCCCCGCCGCCGGAGUCGUAACUUUUUAAUGAUCCGUGUUUAUCAGCCACCGUUCCGAGUGGCAUCCCGUAUUCUUCGGUUGGCUGAGUGACCGACUGACUGAGUAUCUGACUGCUGCCAACUGCUAUUGCUGCUAACUAGUGCUGAAAUUCCCCGAGCGAAAAACUAUGUGAACACUACGGUAUCAGUAAUCUAACCAUUCCCAAAGAACGCAAAACCUACAUGCCUUAAAGCACCCCGCUGGCAAGAUGAACGGCCUAUCUACCCUGAACCGAUUGCUUGGCAAACGAAACAAAGAUGUUUCCAAAUCCACCUCGAACCUCAGCCGGUCGACGACCAACCUGGACACCUCUAGUCAGUACAAUAAGAUCGUUCCGCUGGCCGCCAUGACCAAUGCCCCGUUCGAGCAAACCUUCCGGAUAACGGUUCUACUGCCGCGGGAUCAGCUGUACGUGGCCCGAAUCGGGGCCAAAACCAGACUCUCCUCCCUAAUGGAGAUGGUCUGCAACGAUAAGCAGCUGGAUGCAACGAAGUACCUUUUCCGUCAUCCGGCAGAUUUUCAUCAAUCGUUCGACCUGGAUCUGACCAUCGGUGAGGUGGGAUUGAACGAAAUUCGGCUAAUGUCGCGAAAAGAAGUAGAAAACUUGCAGAAUAAUGAGUACAGAUUGAGCACGGGUGACAUAUUUAGAAUGCACCAGAAAAACCUUCGAGAAACUUCGGUUUCCUCGUCGGAUUUAAGUCGGACUUCCAAAGUACCGCUGAAAACGACUAGUCCAUACAGUUCAACCAACUCGCUCAACUCAAUGGAUUCCUCUGGGCUGAGUUCCAGUUCGCGGGGAGGUGUUAAUGGCAACGUACAUCAUGCACCGGUAGCACCAGUUCGGAAGAAGCGAGUAGCGCCCCGGCCGCCUAGUCAGAACUCGAUUCCUGAAAAAGCCCCGCUGGAAACAGUCAGAGAUGACCACAUAUUCAAGGAACCGCAGCUACCGCCAUACUCAAAGAAAAACUUUCACGUUUCUUCUCCCAAUCUGUACAGCAAAGAGUUGAAAACGGCGGAUAAUUUGAAUAAUAAUAUCAACAGCCCCAACGAUUACAGUGGUUCCAAUGGCAAUGGUCAUCAUACGGAAACCGUCGAAGAAAUAAAUAAUAUCAUAAACACAAAAACUGCUUACAGUACGCUCAAAAAUCGACCAACCUCGAUGUACAUCAUACGGGAACCACCGGAGACGGAUCUUCACAAACAAAACGGAGACCUUCAGCGAUCGUCGUUGAACGGUACCGGCAAUAGCAUGGCGGACAUGGUGAACCACUCCCGCACCUCGUCCAAUUCUUCCGACGUGAAAGACCCACGUGACUUUCAGGAAGGUCCGCAACAUCAUCCCGAACCCAGGAAGCGGCUCAAUUCGAAUGCAAAGAAGACAAAAGCGCCUGCCCCGCCGCCUCGAGGAGUAUCUCUGGGACCGAAGCUGACGGAACCAAAAAUCGUUCCGACCCCAUCGCCGAGGGCACCGGUUAGGGCGGUGGCAUCUUCCGAUGGUACCCGGGAAUGCGAUACGAUUAUUUCCGAGACGGAUUCUAAUCUUAGUGAGGCCGAUGAGUUACAGCGGAACCGAGAAACCGUUAACAAGCUCAACGCAGUCAACAUUGCCCAUCAACAGGCGAUCACUAACGUGAUCACCUCCCAGCAACAAAACGUAUCGAAAGUGAUGCUCAACGUGGAACAACCGCUUACCACUACCAAACCUGUACUGUCUACUUUUGCCCCUGAAAAAAUAGUUCAUAAACCUUCCAACGGAGCCUCGUCAGUAUCCAUUAAAAUCGGGAAAGAACCACCCGCUACCACGAACGGCCACCAACCAGAGCAGUUGGUCAGUUCCAUACCAUCCACUCCGAUCAUUUCCAAAGUUCACAUCGUUCCCUCCAGUGAACAGGGCGUUUCGGUGGACGAACAGGACGAAUCCGUUGAUCGACGGGUGUCGAAUGGUGACAACAGCUCCGAUGAGGAUAUAAAAAUUUACAAUAUUGAAUCCGGUCAAGAGAUGCGAAUCCCGGAAAAGAAGGAGCUCAUACGUUCGCCGAGUCCACCGACCGAAGAGGAGGAACAGUGGACCUACACACUGCCGGCUCCGCCAAAGUUCGCCGAUUCUUCCAUCAAAUCGGGCGAGUACGACGAAAAGCAACGGUAUUUUGAUCUGCAGUCAACGUAUGUGGAGAACACGACGAUGGUCACCGAUCGGAUGACGAUCGUUUCCGAUGAAACGGAGAAAAUACGACCGGUAAUUCGCGAGAAGGUUCUAAUAGAAGAUAGUUUGGUCUCGUUAGAGCUGGAAAAGUGUUCUUCACCGACGGUGACGCUGACGGGAAGCGAAGAUGAUACCAGUAGCAUCAGUGUGAAUACCGGGGGUGAAUUGCUGAUUACAUCCGACACCGAGGACGGAUAUCGAGGGGGAAGUGAGCUACGCGAAUCAAUGAUUCUGUCACUGGAGAAGCGCAAAGAGCAACUGAAGGAAAGUGAAUUGAAGGAUUUGAAGGAAUCUAUCGAGGGUGGUGGUGGACGUGUUGUGCAGCACCACUCACCGGAAGAGGAGGAAGAGUCUAAUGAGAGUGAUAUGAUGAAAUGUGCCAAAUUGAACGAAGACACGGUGGUCGAUGACUACACGGUGGUGGUUAAUCGGGACAACAGCGGCGGGGUUCAGGGUGCUGAGCAGCCGGUCAAGUCGGCUUCUAAUGAGGAGAAGAUUAGGAAAACCGAAGUUAUCAGUGAAUUGAGUCAGGUUUUGAAAGACGAAAAUAGCCUGAAGGAGGUGCUGAGUGGAAAGAAGGUGGACGAGGAGGAAAUUCCCGGGGCGAAUAGGAAUAAAUUGAGCAAUUUCAAAAUUGCUACCUACAAUGUGGCGGAAGUUAAAGAAAAUGGCAUUGCUGCGCAUCCUGUGCUGAUGGACAAAAGCAAGGAGGAAAAGGAAACGCCCAAUCCCGUACCGUUCAAAUCCGACGACAGCGAGGAGGAGCACGUAGUCGUACGGCGCAAAAUUUCCGCCGACUCGUUACACCGCAGCAAACUGAGCAGCGAUGAGGACGAUCCCGCCAUUCGUGGGACAAACGGAACUGGUUUCAACAACAGCAACAAAAAAGAUCCCGGUCCGGUCAAGCGGCGCAGCCUAACCGUCCUGAACAAUUCGCCCAGAAACAUCAACCGGUCGGAUUCGUUCCACUCGACCCGCUCGGACUACAUUCAAUCGCUGCACAGUGCCAACGGGUUGCAGCUUACACCGCGCAGCACAUCGUACAUUUCGCUGAUUGGAGCACAAAAGUUCGAGAAUCGUUUCGCGGCAACAAACCGUCGGAAGUCGACGAGCGAGAUGAGCAUCUGCGAUUCGCCGUCGCUGCAAAGUUUGGAGGUGAUCAAAAAUAUUUUGAACACUUCGAGGAGUAAUUUGGCAGCCGUGGAGAAGCAAUCGGAGCUGCAAGAGGCACAGGAGAUUGUGCCGAUGGCGGCCAUCAAGCGGAACAGUUUCACCGACAUCUCCACACUAGUGCAGUACAAAAGCGAAACUGCACGAGCAAACUCAACCCGCAGGGAAAGUUUGGUGGAGAAACGAAUUGAUGAACUGCAGGAUAAGCAUCUGGUUGAAUACGAGGAAGAGUUGAAACCGGUCGGAAACCCGGAGCCACCGAAGGUGUCCAAGAUGGAUGAAGUAAAGAAUACGAAAGUUUCAGAAAGAGAAAAUGUGGUUAGUGAUCGAGUAGUUGAUGUUUCCAAUGAGUCGAAAAGUGACGAUGAGAAAUUACAAAACAAACAACUCUCGGCAUCAAUUGCAAAACAGCCACAGACAACGGUUGUGAAUAUUACCACUACAAGCACGACAGUUGCUAGUACAGGUGUUAGCGUGACCGUGAACGCACCCAGUAACGAAAAUAACACGUCUAAGGGAUGGAAAUAUCAAGGUCCACCAACAUUCAACUUUACCACGUGGAGCGAACGUCCGAAAAUCGACGUUUCCAUCAAAUCUGACCGGGACUAUCGGUUCGGAGGAAGUUCAACUCUUCCAAGGGGCUAUAAAAAUGUAAAUAAUACCACCAAAAUUAGCCUAAAUGCUACACCCGAGCUAUCCGUGGAAAAGGAAAACGGGAUCGACCGUUCAGAUUCUCAUGAACAAGUGCCAUUAAAUACCGCCGAUGCUCAAAGCAACACUCAGUCGCAGGAAACUAACCGGACCGAACCGGCAUCGCCUCCCAGCUCCGAUCGACUCCCGAUUGUACGAGCCGUCGAGUACAAGAAAAACGUUGUACCCCCUCCGAUCGCUCAAAAACCCAUUGACAAGCCUUAUUUUUACGAGACUUUCUCGAGAACACAAGCCGUUCCGAGUGGCACAGCAACAAUCAACCGAUUAACACUCGGCCACAACAAAAUGCAACCGGUAGUGCGCGGUUUCAAAUCAAUGGAUGAGAAAGAACGAUCACAACGACCGGUAUCAAUGAUCGAAUCAACGAACAUCUCCACAGCCUUUUUAAAAUCCGCUCCAGCACGAGUUGAGAAAUUACCACAGCCGACAACCACCACACUACCUUUUGGGCAAAACACGCUUCGUCGGACGGGCCUCAAGGAUAGAAUUCUAGCUCAAGCAGCUUCCGAACCUUCAAAGCCCAACUUAAAUGAAAACUCGAUCAAAGAACCCACGGUAACUGCGGUGAAAACUACUCCGCUAGCAGUUGUACCACCGCCUCCACCGGUAGCUCCAAAAGUAAGCACCCCUGUUGUGCGGGGUGCCAUCGUUAAGAAACAACUGGUGCCGCAGGAGGUGGACUCGCGAUCCGCCUUGUUGGAUGCAAUUCGGAGCUUCAGCAAAGACAAGCUGCGCAGUAAUGAUUCCACGACCAACCAGUCGCCGCAGUAAGCUUAGACUAACCCUUUUCUUUCGCAUACUGCUUACUGUUCGUUACAGUCCAAUAUUUUUCUAGCUUCGCUCAUGGACAGCUGUGCUCCCGGAGGUGAAGCUAGAGUGUUGUAGUUAGUCGUUAUUAAUUUAUUACUUUGUUAUUUUCCUCUACUGUCCCUUACUAUCCUGUUGUAUCCGCAAUCUGUUGCGCAAAUGUUCCAUUUUAAACGAUACGUUUCCAUUGUCUAAUAAAGCUUGAUGUUUUAAAAGCAGAUCGGUUCGAGAACCGAGCACUCUUCGUGCAAGUUACACCAUA